GAUUAUUUUUUAAUUUGUUGUUUUGUAAAUUUUUGUUACAAUGGCCACUAACACGGGUCAAUUUACGUGUCCUUUUAUCUGUCCAACAACUGAAAAGACACUAGAUAAGACUGUUUAUAAAGAAGCUGGCCAAUCAAGAGACGGGGAGCAUGGCAGCACGGGGCCGUAUGUACCCGGAUGUAUCCAGCCUCCAGAGCCAAAGGUAUACGCACCUGGAGCUCCUCCUCGCUAUCUACCUCAGCCCACAGAUAGCACGAGUGGUGAUAUACUGACAAUGGGUCCCAUAGGUCCCUGGGCAGCCGGUCACUUAGAUUGGACUCCGCAAGCAGGCACAACAGGCGUCCGACCUGUUGUUGAUAAGUAUUCCAUCACCAGAUACUCUACAGGUGAAUGGCGAAAGAAUAAUCAAUACACACUUACACCCAGAGCAACGGACAAAGCUACAGCUUUAGAAACCCAAACCAAAAAGGAUAUCGAAAAUGCCUUUACGAAUUUGGACAACAAAUUAGAUGAUUCGAAUAAAAAACUUAAGAAACGCGUUAAAGAUCUCGCUUAUUGGAAGAAAGAAGUUGAAAAAGCAUUAGCUGCAUUGACUGAGGAAAUUGAUACAUUAGACAACGAUAGAGCGAAGUUAAAAGGCGCGUGCCGUAUACUAAUGAUGCCGGAAGCUAUAUCUAGAGAAUGUUUGGAAUUGCGAACUGGUAGAUACGAACCGGAUCUGGUGAGAGACGAGGCUGAACAGGAGUUGAUAAAAGAAGUAGCUAUCGUGGGUGAAAUACGAAGGGUCUUCAUGAAUACACUAGCAAAAGUUGAAGAACAAAUGGUAAUUAAUAAAGCAGCGAAGUCUUGGAUCGAAUACGAUUGGGGCGAUAAAAUGUCCAGUUUGAGUGUUGAUAGAAAGAACGUCACAUUAACACCUGAUUCGAAUUUAUUGUUGUGGCAUCCGGGAGUAGCAAGGUGGCCGGAGAAUGCAACUUCUCUUGAAUAUUGGGAGCAUUAUUGCGCUGAGAGUAUUCGCAACUGUGAAGAAAUUAGGAAGAAAUCUGAAGAUCUCCGUGGUGACCUCAUGACUGCAAUCAUUAAUGGCAGUAGAGACAUGAAACUCCAGGCUGAUAGAACAAACGCAGCUUUAGCCGAAACUGUCGCAGCCACAGAGGAGCUCUGCGAAAAAUUGCAAGAAAAUCUCAAGGACAACUUGAAGAAAAUCGCCGACAUUGAAAACCUGAUAGAUUACCUCAAAGAAUCGCUUAGAAAAGUGGAUGAACGUAACAAGUGUGUGAUGACACGACUGCACAAUCGGAAUUACGAAAGAUUGGAUGUAGAGAACUGUAGAGACGAGGCGCAGUACGCGUUGAUGGCGGAAGCUAAGUUUAUUAGAGAGACGUCGGAGUCUCUGCAGGAUAAGUUGCGGCAGGCUGAAGCGGUGAGAUCAGAGCUGAUGAAGUAUAGAGGAGAGUUGGAAAAGGACAUUGCCUGUAAGAGGAAGAGUCUUAACAUCGAUCAGGACAGGUGCGCCCGCGUCCGAGCGCAUAUGCCUACACCUGAGGAAUUCGCUGGUGGCUAAGAUUUCAGACGCUGACUCAUUGCGUUUUUAACCUCGUGGCAUUUAAAAUAAAUAAAAGGUUAACACUAAGGUUGACGA
Messenger RNA from Colias croceus (clouded yellow), 1642 nucleotides. RefSeq names its product tektin-4-like (gene Tektin-A). The record is from RefSeq and is a predicted model, not a curated record. Gene Ontology annotation, biological process: cilium movement involved in cell motility; cilium assembly. Bases 41 to 1564 code for a protein of 507 amino acids. NCBI's taxonomy places the organism in Eukaryota, Metazoa, Arthropoda, Insecta, Lepidoptera, Pieridae. Gene Ontology annotation, cellular component: nucleus; microtubule cytoskeleton. The transcript has a single exon.